Messenger RNA from Epinephelus lanceolatus (giant grouper), 3271 nucleotides. Its product is annotated as protein lifeguard 1. Gene Ontology annotation, cellular component: membrane. Lineage: Eukaryota; Metazoa; Chordata; Actinopteri; Perciformes; Serranidae. The record is from RefSeq and is a predicted model, not a curated record.
CUUUGCCCUGAAGGGGAACCAACAAUACAGGAAGAGCAGCAGUGCAGAUUCCUGGCUGUCACAGCAGAGUUGAUGAAAAGAUCUGCUAACUUUUGGCGGAAUGGAGCAGACUAAUGGCAGCAGCAAUUACGGUUAUGGACCUCGCCCCCCUCCAUACAACACUCCAGACUAUGGGCCAAGUUCUUACACGGGGGUGACAUACAACGUGGGGAAGGGGAACAUUGCAGUGGUCUCCCCUCCUGGACCCUACGAUAACAUGGGCCAUCCUGAGGGACAGGCAGCAGCUGGAGGCACCCUGCAGUAUGGUCAAGCUCCUCCUGACUACUUUCACGGCUUAGAGGAUAGUGGCUUCAGUGACGCUGCCAUAAGAAGAGGUUUCAUAAGGAAAGUCUACUUGACCUUGAUGAUUCAGCUGCUGGUGACUGUCGGGAUCAUCUGUGCUUUUCUUUACUGGGAAGAUCUCGGGAGUUGGACAUGGGACAACCCCUGGUUCCCCUACACUAUGAUGGCGCUGGUGAUGGUGCUCAUCGUGGCCUUGUCCUGCUGUAGCAACCUCCGUCGUCAAGUCCCCCUCAAUUUCAUCGCCCUGGGCCUGUUUACUAUUGCAGAGGGCCUGAUGCUCGGAUCCGUGACAGUGUUCUAUGCGGCAGAGGCAGUUCUGUGGGCUGUGGGGGCAACGGCGCUGGUGUCCUUCGCCUUGACUCUGUUUGCUAUGCAGUCAAAGUGGGACUUCACUGGAGCAAAUGGGAGCCUGUGGGUGUUUGCCUGGACCCUCUUUUCGUUUGCAUUGCUUUGUGCAAUUCUCCGAUCGCAGUAUCUUAACAUCUUAUACGCCUGCCUGGGAACCCUGCUGUUUUCUUUAUACUUGGUGUUUGAUACCCAGCUUAUCCUGGGUGGGAAACACAGGAAGUAUGAAGUGUCUCCUGAGGAGUAUGUGUUUGCUGCCCUCAACCUCUAUUUGGACAUCGUCCUCCUGUUCCUCCUCCUGCUGAGGCUCAUCGGUCGCUGACACUGAACCACUGUGACAGGCCUCCUUAAAGGAACACUGAAGCUCUUCCCACACACAAUAUCAAAUCAUCAGGAGCAUCAUGCUGUCUAGGUUCACAUUGAAUGAAGAUUCACAACCCUCUGUUAGUCCUCCAGGCAUCUGCUGUCAUUUUAAAUAUGCAGGGAUACAGAUUUGUUUUACUGUCACACGCCAUGUUAUUAUGCACUGCAAUAUGCUGUGCAAAAUGUUUGGGGUUUUUUUUUUUCAUCAUUUCUACAUUUGAGAUUCUUAUGCGGCACUAGCAUGCAACCUAGAACGUCAAACUCAUGUGCUUAAUAUUUCUUUAUACAAUUACACUUGAGCUUUACUUUCUGUAUCAGGAGAUUAAAACUUUAAAAGGAAACACCACCUAUGUUAAAAAUACCAACAUGUUAUUUCCAUGGCCAAGGACAGUUUGAUCAAUAUUUGUAAACAUGAGCUACUCCCUCUCAAAGCCAGAAACCAGAGGUAAGUCCUAAACUUGUGAUGUCAUCAAGUAUGAAAUCUGGAGCUGCUCCAUAGACAAUAAAUGAGCGACUGAUUUUGUGGAGCCACAGAGCGUCUGUUUUCCUCUGUUUUUUUCUGUACACAAAUGAGCUUUAUUUUCUAUCGUAUUGUUCUCAGUUCUGAAACAGAAACUGUACCCAUAAAGACUGAACCAUCAUGAUAUUGUGCAAACUACAACGACUGUUGCCCAGUAGACAACUGUCACCUGGUUUCACUUGCAGAGAUAUGUGAAAUGGGCAAAUUUGUUUAUUUAGAUAUACACUCAUCGGCCACUUUAUCAGGUACACCUUCUAGUACCAGGUUGGACCCCCCUUUGCCUUCAGAACUGCCUUAAUUCUUGGUGGCAUAGAUUCAACAAGGUGCUGGAAACGUUCCUCAGAGAUUUUGGUCCAUAUUGACAUGACAGCAUCACACAGUUGCUGCAGAUUUGUUGGCUGCACAUCCAUGAUGCAAAUCCUCUGUUACACCACAUCCCAAAAGUGCUCUAUUGGAUUGACUGUGGAGGCCACUGGAGUACAGUGAACUCCUUGUCAUGCCAGAUUGAGAUGAUUUGAACUUUGUGUCAGGAUGUGUUAUCCUGCUGGAAGUAGCCAUCAGGAGAUGGUACACUGUGGUCAUAAAGGGAUGGACACAGUCAGCAACAAUACUCAAGUAAAUCAUCUUUCUUCACCAUUGUGAUGUUUGGUUUGAACUUAAGCAGGCUGUCUUGACCAUGUCUACAUGCCUUAAUGUUGAGUUAAGUUGAGCUGCUACCAUGUGAUUGGCUGAUUAGCUAUUUGCAUUAACAAGCUGUUGAAUAGGUGUACCUAAUAAAGUGGCUGGUGAGUGUAGUUAAACAUGGUGGUCGAAUCUAUCCAGCGUUUCUGCUCUGCUUAUUUUAUGUACUAUGUUGCUUUCCUAGCAUCUUUGAUGAACCAAAUCUACUGGCACAGAAGCUAUGCAAUGUUCUGCUGAGAGCUGGGGCUGCAGCAAAACGUAUUUUAGCCACAUAAGAAAUCAGUAUCAGUUUAAGUGCACGCCAUGUAUAGAAUACUGUCAUUGCUUUACCUUACACAUUAUCUGACGGAGGCAGCGGUAGACCAGAAACUCCAGUGUUCUGCAAAGUAAAAUAACAGCUUCAGUUCCCCAUCAGAAAGGGCCACCUGACAGAAAGGUAGAGCAGUGAAAAUCCUCUAAAUAUAGCAUACACUCAAAGUGAUACUGAUUAUUUUUUUUAAGGUGGGCCUUUAUUUAGGGGGCUAAAAACUACCAGUUGACGCAGCUCAGUGCCAUGAUUGUGAUUCAAUCUAUACCCUAUGACAUCACAAGUUUGAGUUUUAGCCCUAAACCUUGGGGAAAUGUAGCAUUUUUCAUGUUUACUAAUAUUUUCGGACUGUCUCAGACCAUAGGAAUAACCUAUCAAUUUUGAAAAUGGGGUAGUUCCCCUUUAAGGCAAACAUAAAAUCCCUGAACAGUUCAGGUAGUAAUUUACAGUAUGUUGAGUCAGAGUAGUUCAGCCAUCCUGUAAUCUGUGCCGCAAAUGUUUUAACAACUUAUGGAAUGUGUCCUGUAGUAAAGAUGUUUUUGGAAACCAAACUAACUCCAUUAAAGGACAGAAUCUGUCAGCUUUCCACUCCCAUAAAACCAGGUGGAUGCUGUGAUUUUUUUGUUUGCAAAACAUGUUUGUUUAGAAUGUAGUCAUCACCACAUCCCAAUUUAAAAAAAAAAAACAUACAAAUUAAAACUCAACACAUAUUU